UGAAAAAUAGCAGGAAGUGUUCUGAGUUGGCUAAUGGCUAGCUACCUGGCAAGGCUACAGGCGUCAUUUUCUAAGGGUUUUUGUUUGUUUUAGUAGUUUUCUCGAUUGUUGCUCAAAUGUAGACAUGCUGCCAGGGUGCUGACUUUACGCCAAUCUUGAUUACAUCCGUUUGACUGCGUGUCAUAUGCAGAGCACCGUGGGCUGCCGCUAUGGAGGAGCGAAAACUGAAGAGAAAGAGCCCGAGGACGCCCACAGCCCCAGCGCCAGCGCCAGCGGCGGUUGCGGUUGCGGUGACGGUAGCAGCGCCGACAGCAACAACCGGAUCUGGCCGGAAACACAGUGCUUCUACCGGUGGGAAACAUGUCGGCUACAGUCAUGGCACGGGGUCUCAUUCCAGCCAGAAGAGCAAAAAUAGAAGGGGACUUCGUGAGAAAUCAAAGUAUAAAAUGGGUUCCGGUGUUCACCCCAGCCCAAAUCAGAAACAGGCAGCACCCAUCAUCCAGCACUCGUUCUUGACUGAUGUCUCUGACGUGCAGGAGAUGGAGAAUGGACUUCUCAGCCUCCUCGAUGACUUCCACUCUGGGAAAUUGCAAGCGUUUGGUAAUGAGUGUUCCAUCGAGCAGAUGGAACAUGUGCGGGAGAUGCAGGAGAAGCUGGCCCGCUUACACUUUGACCUGUACGGCGAGGAGGAAGAGAUGCAAGAGGAACAGAGGAAAACAGCACGGGACAGCAACAUGGACAAGUUGCUUCUAAAUCUGGAGGAGCUAAGUUCAUCUAUACAGAAACUGAAUCUGACCGACAGCCAAGAGAUUCCGAAGUCUGCCAGCUUGUGACUGCCUUUCCGCCACAGUCACUGCGGGUAACAUGGUUGUUGCCGCUGAGAUGCAAAAGCAAAGUUUAAUGCGCGUAUUGUGAGGGCUGCAUUCUAAUUUUACUCAACAUUAAGAUCCCAGUAGUUUAGGCACUAAUAUUUACUAUCUUGUCUGACUGAUCACCAGCAUCUAUUUGCUGUUACAGACAGUGUCCUGUAGAGGAAGGUCUACAUUCUAACCAAAGUGAUUUGAAUUAACUUGACAAUAGAUUGUGUGGCUGCAAACAAUAUUAUAGCACUCUGUUGCACUUUAUAUUAUCAGUCAAUUGGUGUAUAAUCAAACAAAUUUAUCAAUAUGUGGUUACCAUGUGUAACAAAUAGUGUUUUUAUCACCUUUAAGCAUCAAGAUUAAAUGGUCCACAUGUACAGUGGCUGAAAUAAGUAUUUAAAACAUCACCAUUUUUCUCAUUAAAUAUAUUUCCAAUGGUGCUAUUGGCCUGAAAAUGUCACCUGAUGUUGGAAACAAACCAAGCAAUCCUUACAUACAAAGAAAGUAGAACAAUUAAGAAAUUAAGUUGUGUGUAAAAUGUGAAAUGACACAGGGAAAAAGUAUUGAACACAUAAAGAAAGGGAGGAUCAAUAAAGCAUGGAAAGCCAAGACAACACCUAAAAUCUAUCAAUAAUAAAACAGCAAUCCAGCCCCUUGUCAGUGCAAAUGAAUAUAAUCUGGUUCAGUCCUAAUUGAUGGCCUACAAAAAGAUCUCAUUGCCAAAGUAUGAGUCAAGACACAUCUCAUGAUGGGUAAGAGCAGAGAGCUAUCUCAAGACCAUCGCAAGCUAAUUGUUGCAAAACAUAACGAUGGCAUUUGUUACAGAAUCAGAAUCAGAAUCAGAAUCAUCUUUAUUUGCCAAGUAUGUCCAAAACACACAAGGAAUUUGUCUCCGGUAGUUGGAGCCGCUCUAGUACAACAGACAGUCAAUUUACAGAACACUUUGGAGACAUAAAGACAUUGACAAAAAACAACAACAAACAACAAUUGUGCAAAAAGAUGCAGAGUCCUCAGUUGGAAUGGCUAAUAACGCAAUAGUCCGGUGCAAUGACCAUUGUGCAAAGGGCACUGAGACUUCAAGGAGUGUAUGCGGUUUAAAGUGACGAGUACUGCGAUAAUCUGGGACAAUGGUUGUGCAAAUGUUACAGAUACUCCUCAAUCAGUGUGCAAAUGGAGCAGAUGCUACUCUGGCAUGAGUGGCCACUAUAUGCAAAUAGUGCAGCACGGCGAGACAACUACAGUGAGUGCACGAGUAAUACAUAAUACAGAAAUGUGACAACGAACUCAAGUCAAAAAAUUGCCAGCUUGUUGUAAUGGAAUUGUAAGUUAGCUGUUCAAGAAGUUGAUUGCAAGAGGGAAGAAGCUGUUGGAAUGUCUACUAGUUCUAGUUUGCAUUGAUCGGUAGCGCCUACCUGAGGGAAGGAGCUGGAAGAGCUGGUGACCAGGGUGGGGAGGGUCCGAGAGGAUUUUGCACGCCCUUGUCUUAGUUCUGGCAGCGUGCAAGUCCUCAAGGGUGGGUAGGGGGGUACCGACAAUCCUUUCAGCAGUUUUGAUUGUCCGUUGCAGUCGGAGUUUGUCCUUUUUUGUAGCAGCACCAAACCAGACUGUGAUGGAAGAACACAGGACUGAUUCGAUGACCGCUGUGUAGAACUGUCUCAGCAGCUCCGGUGGCAGGCCAUGCUUUCUCAGAAGCCGCAGGAAGUACAUCCUCUGCUGGGCCUUUUUGAGGACGGAGUUGAUGUUGGUCGCCCACUUCAGGUCCUGGGAGAUUGUAAUUCCCAGGAACUUGAAGGUCUCGACGGUUGACACAAGGCAGCUGGACAGCGUGAGGGGCAGCUGUGGCGAAGGAUGCCUCCUGAAGUCCACGAUCAUCUCUACAGUCUUGAGCGUGUUCAGCUCCAGGUUGUGUCGGCCGCACCACAGCUCCAGCCGCUCCGCUUCCUGUCGAUAUGCAGACUCGUCACCGUCCUUGAUGAGGCCGAUGACAGUGGUGUCAUCUGCAAACUUCAGGAGUUUGACAGUCGGGUUCGCUGAGGUGCAGUCGUUCGUGUAGAGAGAGAAGAGCAGCGGAGAGAGGACACAACCUUGGGGCGCCCCAGUGCUGAUGCUGCGUGUGGAUGAGGUGGCCUCCCCCAGCCUGACCUGCUGUGUCCUGCCCGUCAGAAAGCUGUAGAUCCACUGGCAGAUGGCAGGUGAGACGCUGAGCUGGAGAAGCUUGGAUGAAAGGAGAUCAGGGAUGAUGGUGUUGAACGCUGAGCUGAAGUCCACGAACAGGAUCCUCGCGUAGGUCCCUGCACUGUCGAGGUGUUCUAGGAUGAAGUGCAGUCCCAUGUUGACUGCAUCAUCCGCAGAUCUGUUCGCUUGGUAGGCAAACUGCAGGGGGUCCAGCAGGGGACCUGUGACACUCUUGAGGUGGUCCAGCACAAGACGUUCAAAGGACUUCAUGACCACAGAUGUCAAAGCGACAGGCCUGUAGUCAUUCAGACCCGAGAUUGCAGGUUUCUUGGGGACUGGGAUGAUGGUGGAGCGUUUGAAGCAGGAUGGAACUUCGCACAUUUCCAGUGAUCUGUUGAAGAUCUGAGUGAAGACUGGCGCGAGCUGGUCCGCGCAGACUUUGAGGCAGGAUGGAGACACGUGGUCCGGGCCUGCCGCUUUGUUAAUCUUUUGUUGUUUGAAGAUGCGUCUCACAUCCUGUUCAUGGAUGGUUAACGCAGAGGUCAGAGGUGUGAUUGUGGUCGCGGGUGCGGCCGGGUUGGUGUGUGGUGUGAAACUGUCCUUUUCAAAUCUGGAGUAGAAGGUAUUCAAGUCGUUGGCUAGUGUGCUAUUGUUCUCAGCUUGGGGGGAUCGUCGCUUGUAAUUAGUCAGCGACUGGAAUGCAUGCCAGACUGAUUUAGAGUCGUUUGUGCUAAACUGUUUUUCCAACUUUGCUGUAUAGAUCCUCUUUGCAAUGUUAAUUUCUUUAGUCAGCUGGUUUCUAGCUCGAUUAUACAGGGCCCUGUCCCCGCUCUGAUAUGCGUCCUCCUUAGCUUGGCGAAGCUGCUUAAGUUUAGCAGUGAACCACGGCUUAUUGUUGUUGAAUGUGCGAAAUGAUUUGGUUGGAACACAGACCUCUUCACAGAAACUGAUAUAGGAUGUAACAGUGUCCGUAUAUUCAUCCAGGCUGCCAGCUGAAUUUUCAAAGACACUCCAGUCUGUGCAGUCUAAGCAGCUUUGAAGUUCCAUCUUGGCUUCAUUUGUCCACUUUUUGACUGUUUUCACUGUAGGCUUCGCACAUUUAAGUUCUUGCCUGUACGUCGGUAUUAAGUGAAUUAAGCAGUGAUCAGACGAGCCCAAGGCUGCACGAGGUAUAGCACGGUAUGCGUUUUUUACCGUGGUGUAGCAGUGGUCUAAAGUAUUAUUUUCCCUGGUAGGACAGUCGAUGUGCUGCUUGUAUUUAGGGAGUUCGUGGUUGAGUUUAGCUUUGUUAAAGGCGCAUAGCAAAGCUUCUCAACGUUCCAGCGAGCACGGUUGGGACCAUAAUACAUAAGUGGAAAGCCAAUCAUAUCAGCAUAAAUUUGCCUCAAUCAGGUGCUCCUCGCAAGAGUUCCGAAAGAGGAGUGCAAAGAAUAAUCACAAGAGUUGUCCACGAGUCAAGGACCACCUGUGGAGAGCUUCAUCAACACCUGGAAUUAGCAGGUACUGUUGUCACACAGAAAACAGUGAGUAAUGUGCUCUGCCGCCAUGGCUUGUAGCAUGCUCACCACACAAGACCCCAUUGCUGGAAAAAAAGCAUGUCAAAGCUCGUAUAAAGUUUGCUGAACAAUAUUUGGACAAGCCAGUUAAAUGCUGUGACAAUAUAGUCUGAUCGGAUGAGCGCAAAAUGGAACUGUUUGGAUCCCAUAAUGUACACCACGUUUGGAGGAGAAAUGGCACUGCACAUCAACCUAAAAACUAGUGAUGGUGAGAUGCAGCUUCAUGAAGCAUCAUAACAUUUAGACCAUUAUACACUGCUGGCCAUGUGUAUAAUCACAGGCAACUAUCUCAGGCCACAUAAUUUGUCAUGCAUUGCAAUCUAGCAUUUGUUGUGGCUCUUGGAAAUGACUAUGAAUGACAAAAAAAUGUCUGACCAAAUAUUGUGAUGACAUGAAAUAAGAAAAUAUUAUUUGAACAUAUUCUGUGCGCGUAACUGUUACCAAAAUGGUAGUAAUUGUAUACAGGUAUGUCUAAAAAAAAAAAAAUAGAAUGUGGUAGAAAACUCAAUUGAUUUCAGUAGUCAUACAUAUAAAGUCGUUAAAAACUACUUCUCAGAGGGCAAAUUCCUGCCUAAAUUCUACAAUAAAAAGAAAUUCCAUUGUUUCAUAAUAGUUUGUUACAUUCUUGUUUCUAGAGAUGGCAAGUUUGGAGUUGUCUUUUGCUGUAAGCUAUAAUCAUCAAAAUUAUACAUGUAUAAAAGAAAUCAUGAAAUAUUUCAGUGUGUGUGAUGCAUCUCUAGUUUCACUUUUUGAACUACUUUAGUAAAUUAAGCUUUUGACUCUAUUAUAAUUUAUUGAGAUGUACCAUUAUGGCAGCUUGUGCUAUGUCUUUGUCAACUUUGGGGGAUGGCAUGGGCUUAUGCAGGCAGAGGACAUUGAAAGUGUUUGUAGGACUAGGAAUAGGGCAGUAAAUAUGCUUGUGUAACUUGGACUAUGAUGUAAAGAACAGGGGAGAUUUUAUUCAUUUCUCUCCAGAAAUAAUAGUUUCUCAACAUUUUGUGGUUUUAAGCGAUUCCUUUUCUUUGAUAUGACCUCCCCAGCUUUUGAAAAUACUCUUUCACAUGGCACAGAAGAUGCCAGGGUGCACAAAUACGCCAAAGCAAGCGUGUACAAAUUGGGGUAAAGUGAUUUGCGCCUCUCCCAGUACUCUAAAGGGUUUUCCAUCCUGCUCCAAUUAGGCUCAGAUAGGUAGCGCUGGAUCUCGACAGUGGCAUCUGCAGAAACAUUUCUUGACUUAUGUGCUUCCAUGACACUGCUGUCAAAACGAUGCCACAGUGUGCUACCUAAGAGGAAAACACAGAUCAUGUUAGUAAGUGCUCUGGUAGGAGUACUUCCUCUCAAAAUUUAAAUGAAUACAUUACCUCCAGUGACAGCAUGGGAUGUGGAAGCCUCUGGGAUUUCCUCUCUGUUUUUUUCGUACUUCAUUACACUGAUGCACUCAGAGGUCAGUCUCUUUAUAGCUUCUGUGGCUUUAGUGGGGCUGAAAAACCCUAUCGCUUUAAAACGAGGUUCCAGGAGUGUAGGUAGGUGUAGGCUCAUUGAUUGUAAUGUGAAUAGCUUAUGUCGGAGUUGCCUGAUGAGUUGAGCUCCCAUUUGCAGUGUAACUGUUGGUGCUGGUUUGGUCAUUUCCUCUUGUAGGGUUUGCUCCAGCAUCUUCAACAAGGGGAGACAACCCUUCAACAAUGUUAAAUUCAUCCAAUGUCAAUAAGGGGAUGUCAUGUUGUAGGCCUGCUAAAGCUGCUCCUACUGGCUCCCUUUGUUCAAAUAAACGUUGCAGCAUCAAGUAUGUGCUGUUCCAUCAAGUUUCCACUUCUUGCAAAAGCUUCAUGUUGUUCAGCCCCAUAUUAAGAUGUACUUGUGUAAGCGUCUCCUUCAAAGAUACAGAUGAGUAGGCCAUUAAUCACUGUAGUGGAACUACGAACAAAUUAUUACCAUUAUAAAGUUGGAAUGAAGGGAAAUAGCAUACCUUAGCAGUGGUGCUGCUUCUGAAGUAACCAACCAGCUUCCUUGCUUUGGUUCUGAUGCCAAAGAGCACAGGGUACUGGUCAAGUUUCUUUUUUACAAGUAAAUUUAGUGUGUGAGCAAUACAAAUGUGAUGCGAAGUUUCGGCUCUCCCACACAGGCAACCAUGUUUGGUGCGCCGUCAGUGACUAUACAUGUCACCUUCGUAGUGAUUCCCCAUUCCUCCAUCAGGGAGGCUUUCACAUGACCUAUAUUUUCUGCUGUGUGGGAUUGGGGGAAUGCAUGCACUCCCAAAAGCACUAAACAGGCUACCACAAAAUGGCAAGUUAUUGCCAGGUAGGCGUCCAUGUCACACGUAAGGCUUACGGCAGCCACCUUUGCCACUUCAUCCUUAGCCUUCUUCUUAGCAGACUCAUAUUUAGCCUCCAUCAUGGCUUUCAGAGCCUGAAGGAGUACAUAUUAAUAAUAAUGACAGAUACAAUAACAUGAUGGUGUGGGGCUGCUUUUGAGUAAAUUGUACUGGUAAACUUCACGUUAUUGAAGGAAUGAUGAAUGGGCAAAUGUACUGAGACAUUCUUGACAGAAAUCUGCUGCCAUUUACGAGGAUGAUGAAAAUUAAACGAGGGUGGACUUUUCAGCAGGAUAAUGAUCCAAAGCAUCCUGCAGAUGAAACUCUCAAUUGGUUUCAAAUAAAUAAUAAUAAAAAUAAAAAAAGCUGCUAGAAUGGCCCAGCCAAUCACUUGACUUGAAUCCAAUUGAAAAUCUUUGGAAAGAAGUGAAACUCAAGGUCCAUAAAAUAACCCCACAGAACCUUAAAGAUUUGAAGACUGCUUGUGUGGAGGAAUGGGCCAAAAUCACAACAGAGCAAUGCAUGCAACUAGUUUCUUCAUACAUGAGGUGUCUUGAAGCUGUCAUUCCAAACAUAGGCUUUUGUCCAAAGUAUUAAAUAAAUACCUGUUGGCGUGUUCAAUACUUUUUUCCCUGUGUCAUUUCACAUUAUUACACACAACUUAAUUUCUGAGCGUAUUUGUUCUACUUUCUUUGUAUGUAUGGAUUACUUGGGUUGUUCCCAGCAUCUGGUAAAGGUUUCAGGUCAAUAGCACCUUUGGAAAUAUAUUUAAUGAGAAAAAUGGUAACGUGUUAAAUACUUAUUUCAGCUGCUGUAUGUUCUCUGUUGGGCUGCAAACAGUCCAGUAAUCCAAAUAUUGAUUUCACUACCAUGCCUUAAAUUGUGUUGUGACGUAAGCAUUUUUAGUUAUUGUAGUUCUUCACAUGCAAAUUGUAAUCAAUCACUUGCUGCUUUCACUGUCAGUGUCAGCCAAUGUUGGGGAUGAAUUCUCUUCACAGGUUGAACUGUUAAAAACAUGUAUGCUGCUGUUUUUAAUAAAAUGAAUGAAUCACG
Molecule: messenger RNA, 7955 nt
Organism: Phyllopteryx taeniolatus (common seadragon)
Lineage: Eukaryota; Metazoa; Chordata; Actinopteri; Syngnathiformes; Syngnathidae
Gene: ccdc28a
Product: coiled-coil domain containing 28A
Exons: 6
Coding region: 210-833 (207 amino acids)
Source: RefSeq, a predicted model, not a curated record